GCGCUCGUGUACAAUUGAAAGUGUUUAUCCAACCACUUUGUAUUUAACUUUGAAAACACCGUUUAUUUUCCAUAGAGAUUUUCCCUUGCGAACCAGGAAGUGUCGAAAUGCUAACAGUAAAAACUACAAGCGUCCGGUUUGCUUGCUAAGCUAUAAAAAGCAAAACUAGCUAUCUCGUUAGCUUACAAACGCCCAUACCAAAGAGUCGAACCCCCGGUGAAGAACGGUCAUAAAUAAGCAUGAAUCCAAGUCUCAGAACUGUUGUCCCGAGUAUGUUUCAGCAUUUUGAUGUCUAGAAGAACAUCACAUAGACUAUUGUGUUAAAGGUUUCGUUUGGUCAGAGAAGAUGAACGGUUUGUCUGUUGGAGAACUCUGCAGCCUCUUCUGCUGUCCACCAUGUCCCAGUCGUAUCGCAGCCAAGUUGGCAUUUUUGCCCCCUGAACCCACUUACGAGCUUUUGCCAGAUGCAGAUUCGGGGCAGCCUGUGCCGUCUAGUCUGGGGGCAUCUGGACUUCGCUCACGACUAGGUGUCGGGGGAGGAGGUGGAGAUCGAAGUGGGGCUGAAAGUAGGUGGAAGCUGCAGCUGAGCGAACGCGCCGAGUUCCAAUACUCCCAGCGUGAACUGGAUGGCACUGAAGUGUUUUUGACACGAUCCAGCAGAGGGAACAAAGUUGGCUGCAUGUACAUCCGCUGCGCUCCCUCGGCCAGAUAUACAGUCCUGUUCUCUCAUGGAAAUGCUGUGGAUUUGGGUCAGAUGAGCAGCUUUUACAUCGGGCUGGGCACUCGCAUCAACUGCAAUAUUUUCUCUUAUGACUACUCUGGCUAUGGCGUCAGCACAGGAAAGCCAUCAGAGAAGAAUUUGUAUGCAGACAUUGAUGCAGCCUGGCAUGCACUACGGACCAGGUAUGGAAUUAGUCCUGAGAACAUCAUUCUGUAUGGCCAGAGCAUCGGUACCGUUCCUACUGUGGAUCUGGCUUCACGAUAUGAGUGUGCCGCUGUAGUCCUGCACUCCCCACUGACCUCUGGUAUGAGGGUCGCCUUCCCAGACACCAAGAAGACCUACUGUUUUGAUGCCUUCCCAAACAUAGAGAAGGUGUCCAAAAUCACCUCUCCAGUCUUGAUCAUUCAUGGCACCGAGGACGAGGUGAUCGACUUCUCCCACGGCCUAGCCCUGUUCGAGCGCUGCCCAAAGGCAGUGGAGCCGCUGUGGGUUGAAGGAGCCGGCCACAACGACAUUGAGCUGUACAGCCAGUACUUGGAACGUUUGCGCCGCUUCAUUGGCCAGGAACUGGCGGCACACGCCUGAGCAUGUGCAUGUUGCAUAUGUGUCCGUGGAGGAAGAAGAGUUUCUGAAUCGGAUGGGCACAACAUUGUGAUGCUGUUCCUGUGCCGGUCUCUUCCCAGGCAGCUCUUUGGUUGCAUCUUUUUUUGUCUUUGUUUUGUUUUUGAUUCGUUUUGGAUUUGCUUAUUUUCUUGUUUUGUUUGUACAUACUUCAAUGUACUUUCAUGUACAUAUUUUCACGUUUUUUUUUUUUUUUAAUGUCCGAGAGUCCCCAAGUUUUUCAGUAACAGUGUUCUGGUCGCUUGCAUUUCUCAAUAUUUGGCCUCUGUUUCCUGGCCUAAUGGAAACUUAGAGGGUUUGAACUUUUUGUAGAUGACAACCGAAGUUCAAUGUACCUUUUAGUCUCAUUGUCCGUCUCCACCACUCUUCAAGCAAACCACCACUUUGAUGUUCACACGUUCUGUCACUGCUCUCUCUACCUCCCCCCUGCUUCUGCUCGGAGCUUUCCUACUAUGGUAGCUGAUCUUGCAGCAUAUUUGUGGCAUCUGCAGACAAUUUUAGAAGGACCACACACUACACUUGAAUUGACAUGUGAUGUCCCUGGGACUAUACGGCCACCUGACUCAAACCCACACUGCUUGUAUGUAUGUGGCUAAAAUGACCCAUCUUACAGCAGGGUUUCAUGUGAGAUGUGGUUCACAUCCCCGCAUACAUAUCUGAAUGAACACACUGCUUUGGACUACAUAACGCGUUUUUGGGAAAGAAAGACCGGAAAGCUGAUUUGAGUAACAUUGCACGUAGACAGAAUGUAUGUUGCUAAUUUUGAAGUUGGUGUCUCUCUUUUUUUUUGUACUUAAAGUUUUUUUUGUUCAUUUUUUUUUUCUUGACUGUGUAUCUUCCAUGGUUUAACAUACUUACAGACUGGUGCACUCAACGUGCUUUAGAGAAAUGGAAGUUGAACUUAAAUGCCAAAUCUAUUUUUGUAAAAAGAUAUUUCAUAAACCAAGGGACCUUUCUCAAGCAGAGUUGCUUUGAAAUGGACUGAAGCCAUUUUGGAGUGUUCUGUAGUAGUGGAUGACAUUUAAUGGACUCUGUCAAAAUGGAAGAGACUAUAGAAAUAUUUAUUAUGGGCUAAACAUUUUCAGUCUUCAGCUCCAUAUCUACAGUGAGUUGGGAUGGAGAGAAUAUUUUAGUGUUCUGUCUUUGUUUUUGUUGCAUUGUAAUUGAACCGAAUAAAGAAACUGUCUACAGUAACGUUA
Messenger RNA from Engraulis encrasicolus (European anchovy), 2541 nucleotides. It is a transcript of the gene abhd17aa, whose product is annotated as abhydrolase domain containing 17A, depalmitoylase a. Gene Ontology annotation, molecular function: palmitoyl-(protein) hydrolase activity. The transcript has 5 exons. The record is from RefSeq and is a predicted model, not a curated record. The coding region runs from base 347 to 1306 and encodes 319 amino acids. Gene Ontology annotation, cellular component: plasma membrane; endosome membrane. Gene Ontology annotation, biological process: regulation of postsynapse organization; protein depalmitoylation. NCBI's taxonomy places the organism in Eukaryota, Metazoa, Chordata, Actinopteri, Clupeiformes, Engraulidae.